AUGAAAGUCAAACAUGUAUCCACCAAGCGUAAGGCCUCCAGCUAUAGCUCUCUUGGCCCAUAUGGCUGGUCACAAAACCUCUCCCUCCCGUUGGAUCAGUCACAGUUUCGCUCCAAAUCCAAGCCGCCCAUAAAAACACCUGUCAAGGUCAAGAAGACCUUUGGCUGGGGCAACUUCUACCUCAACAUCAAAACCAUCAAGUUCAGCCUGCUGGUGACGGGUAAGAUAGUGGACCACAUCAACGGCACCUUCAGUGUGUACUUCCGCCACAACUCAUCCCGCCUGGGGAAUAUCUCGGUGAGCAUCGUUCCUCCCUCCAAAGCCGUGGAAUGGGAGGAUGUGGGACGCCCGAAACUCCAGUUCCAGAGUCAGCCGCAGUCCACCCCCAAUGAGCACCAGCAGGAGAUGAAGGCCCUCAACUGCGUGGUGGAGUACCAGAGGACCAACAGAGCCAAGAAAACAAAGCCAUGCCUCUACGAUCCCUCCCAGACCUGCUACUCAGAACACACCCAGUCUCACGCCGCUUGGAUCUGUGCCAAGCCCUUCAAGGUCAUCUGUGUAUUCAUCUUUUUUCUCAGCACCGACUACAAACUGGCACAGAAGGUCUGUCCAGACUACAACUUCCAGGCUGAUCUUCAGCACUUUGGAAGACGAGGAUAG
This is a messenger RNA of Salvelinus namaycush (lake trout), 660 nucleotides long. RefSeq names its product neurexophilin-4-like. The transcript has a single exon. NCBI's taxonomy places the organism in Eukaryota, Metazoa, Chordata, Actinopteri, Salmoniformes, Salmonidae. Bases 1 to 660 code for a protein of 219 amino acids. The record is from RefSeq and is a predicted model, not a curated record. Gene Ontology annotation, molecular function: signaling receptor binding.